AUGUUAAAUGAUUUAAUUUUCAUACAACAAACUGAAUUAUACGAUGCUCAAUUUGAUUUGAGAGAAGAAAGAAAAAUUCAUCAAAAUCAACAAAAAGAAAUUCAACGAUUAAAUAAACAAAUUAAAGAAAUUGAAGAAGUUUAUAUUGAAUCUAUUAAAUGUCUUAAAAGAAUUAUUGAAGAAAAGGAUAUGAUUAUUUAA
Racocetra persica is the source of this 201-nucleotide messenger RNA. Lineage: Eukaryota; Fungi; Glomeromycota; Glomeromycetes; Diversisporales; Gigasporaceae. The record is from the annotation of a GenBank genome assembly.